GGCUGUUGGGAAUCUUGAAUGGCUACGUUGAUUCCAUAUCGAGAGCAUUUUAUAGGUUCCUGCAAUGCAGGGUACACUGAAUAGACCCUUGGAGGGGAAAUUCGGCAUCGUGACGGGGGGCUCAAGGGGUAUUGGCGCUGCAAUUGCCGAGAAUUUAGCCUCGAAGGGCUGCCAUCUUCUCUUGGUCUAUACUUCUCCCAGCUCUACAGCACGCACUCAUGAUCUCUGCGAGGGGUGAAAGGCAACAAGCAGUUGAGAAAAUCCUAUUCGCAGCUCGGCAACACUUCGUAGCUCUGCAAGGUAGCAGUCACCUCCAGAUCGACAUUCUCAUAAACAAUGCCGGUAUCUCAGAGAAUAGAUUUCUCAACGACCCCGAGAGAGGCCCGAUCGACGUCGACACGUUCAAUAAGCAAUAUAAUGUCAAUGUGCUCGCACCUCUGCUCCUAACCCAGGCCAUCGCGCCAUACUUGCCUCGCAACCGGUCUGGACGUAUCGUUAACUUAUCCAGCAUCAGUACAAGCCUGGGGCUUGCCGGCCAGAGCGUCUACGCUGGCACAAAGGGCGCAUUGGAAGCGAUGACGCGAACUUGGGCGCGAGAAUUGGGCGAUCGCGCGACCGUCAACGCGGUUAACCCUGGUCCAGUGCUGGGUGAUAUGUACUGGGGAGCCGGGGAGGGGUUUUGGAAAAGAAUGCAAGGGUGGCAGGAUAACACACCGGGGAGCAAUAUGAUUGUCGAGCCAGGUUUUACGGGAACUGGCGAGGAGAGGCUGAGUGAAGAAGACUUGCGGAAGGUUAAGGAGAAGAUGGGAGGUAGAAGACCAGCGUUUACGGACGAGAUAGCUGGGGUGGUGGGGAUGCUAUGUACGAAAGAUGCAGCCUGGUGUACAGGGAGUGUGAUUUGUGCAAAUGGAGGUUUGAGGAUGAGUAUAUAAACCAGUAAACACGCUGCGACUAGUACUUCGAAGAACGAUCAAUGAUAGCAUCAAG
This is a messenger RNA of Coccidioides immitis RS, 987 nucleotides long. Its product is annotated as 3-oxoacyl-(acyl-carrier-protein) reductase. The coding region runs from base 219 to 932 and encodes 237 amino acids. The transcript is spliced from 3 exons. Gene Ontology annotation, molecular function: oxidoreductase activity, acting on the CH-OH group of donors, NAD or NADP as acceptor. NCBI's taxonomy places the organism in Eukaryota, Fungi, Ascomycota, Eurotiomycetes, Onygenales, Onygenaceae. The record is from RefSeq and is a predicted model, not a curated record.